UUUUAAAAUAAUUAUUAAACAGAAAAAUGUCAAACACUGGAAGGGAAGUAGAGAGCUCAGAGUCCUGUUCGCUUUCGAGAUUUGGAUUUUAAUUUUUAAAUCUCUCUCUUUGUGGCAUUGGGUUGAGGAAGCAAUUUAUCAAGUUUGGUUGGGUAGGUGUAAAAGGAAGUUCAUUUUUCUUAGCUUUUACUCUGAUUUGAUUGAAUAUGGGUGAGGAAGAAACAAAGAGUGAAGUUCCGGAGGUGGCGGAAAAUGGGACGACUAACCUGGUGGACAAACCAGCACAAGCUGUGGUUGAGAAAAAAGAGAUUAAGGAAAAUAAAGGAGUAAAAGAAAUGGAAGAAGAUACAAAAGAUGAUGGAGUGGAAGAAACUGAAGAGGAAAAGAAAGCUGAUGCGGGGAAAGAAAUAGAGGAAGAUAAGAAAGGUGCUGAGAAAGUUGAGACUGAUAAAAUGGAGGAAGACCCAGAAGUCAAGGAAGAUAUGGAAAAACAAGAGGACAAAGGAACCGAGGAACCAAAAACCGAACCUAUCAAAGAAGAAAAUGGUUCAAAAGAAAAUGAGGAGAAUGAUGAAAAGAAUGGUAAGGAAGAGAAGGUAACUGAGAAGGAUGAUGAGGCAAAGGAGGAAGACCAGAAGGAAGAAGAAAGUAAACAGUUGAAAGGAUCAACAAAGCGUGGGAAAGAGAAGAGUGGGUCGAAAGUUAAAGGAAAGAAGCCAAAGGUAGUAAAUGAGAAGGGGCCUGAGCAAAGGACUCCUGUUACUGAUCGCCCUGUGCGUGAGCGGAAGUCUGUUGAAAGGCUUGUGGCUUCCAUUGAGAAAGAUGCUGUAAAGGAAUUCCAAAUUGAAAAGGGACGUGGUACGCCAUUGAAAGAUAUUCCUAAUGUGGCGUUUAAGUUAUCUCGAAGGAAGACUGAUGACACCUUCAGACUGCUUCAUACAAUUCUCUUUGCAAGAAGGGGAAAGGCAUUUCAGGUGAAAAGCAACAUAUCUCGUUUUUCUGGGUUUGUGUGGCAUGAAAAUGAGGAAAAGCAAAAGAGCAAAGUGAAGGAAAAAUUCGACAAGUGUAACAAAGAGAAGUUGCUUGAAUUCUGUGAUGUGCUAGACAUUCCAAUUUCCAAGAACACUAGGAGGAAGGAAGAUAUUGUCACGAGUCUGAUAGACUUUUUGGUGGCUCCUCAUGCCACAACCACUGAGCUGCUCGCUGAGAAAGAGUCAAGAGCGAGCAAGAAGCGCAAGAGGGUAGGAAAACAAAAUUCAUCAACAUCAGGGAGCACACCUUCAAAACGUUCAGCAAAGAGUCAAAGAAAGACUGAAGAUGCUUCAAAGAAGAAGAUUACCUCAGACUCUGAGGAGGAGUCUUCUGAAGAAGAGGAGGAAAAGGAAGAAGAAACUGAAGAAGAGGAAAAAGAAGAAAAUGGUGUUCCUGAGCCUUCUGAUGAUGAGAUGCCUGAGCCUUCUGAAAGUGAGGACAAAAGUGAGUCUGAGAAUGAAUCUGAAGAAUAUGUGGGGAAACGCAAACGAAGCUCAAAGACCCCAACUAAAAAGAAGGAAUCUGCUGGAAAAGCUAGGACCAAGAAAGUCUCAGUUACUAGCAAGUCCAGUCCACCACCAAAAAGAACACCAAAGAAAGCACCAUCUAAAGGAUCUAAGGCUGAUGAAGACAGUGAUACCAGCCCAAAGGUAUUCUCAAGAAAGAAGAAAAAUGAAAAGGUCACCAAGGAAAAGGCUUCAACUCCUACAAAAAAUACUCCGAAGGAAAAAUCUGGAAGAAAAGCUGCAAAAGGUAAGGAAAAAGCUAAGGAGGAGAAAGUGAGGCCAAGUGAUGAGGAUAUGAGGGAUGCAAUAUGUGAAAUUCUUAAGGAAGUGGACUUCAAUACAGCUACCUUCACCGACAUUCUGACACAACUUGCUGCACGAUAUGACAUGGAUCUCACUCCAAGGAAGUCAUCUAUAAAGCUGAUGAUCCAAGAAGAGCUCACCAAACUAGCCAGUGAGGGAGAUGAUGAAGACGGGGAAGGCGACGUCGAGAAAGAUGAAACCCAGUCUGCCGGCCAAGAGGUUGAAGCCUGAUGAUCAUCAAAUGAGGACUCGACUGCAUGAAAAUAUUGUGGCUAUUUAUGUCGUUUGGUCCCUCUUUUGAGUUUAGUUGUACACCAUGUAAUGUUUAGUCUGUUUACUUAAAAGCUGGCUGUAAUUUAUUAUUAGCAUUAAUUUGCUGGGGAUUAAGCUAGAGAUUAGUGGAAACUAGAGGAGAUGGUGGUAACUCAAAGCCUUUUGUGCUGCAGAAUUGCCGCAUGUUGUGUACACAAUAACAUAAUCUGUAGGAAGUCUAACUGACCUUUUGUGGAGUAAAAAACUUAAGACGUUCACUCUGGUUUCAUGA
This is a messenger RNA of Pistacia vera, 2385 nucleotides long. RefSeq names its product DNA ligase 1-like. NCBI's taxonomy places the organism in Eukaryota, Viridiplantae, Streptophyta, Magnoliopsida, Sapindales, Anacardiaceae. The record is from RefSeq and is a predicted model, not a curated record. Gene Ontology annotation, molecular function: DNA binding; histone binding. Bases 207 to 2072 code for a protein of 621 amino acids. Gene Ontology annotation, cellular component: nucleus. The transcript has 12 exons. Gene Ontology annotation, biological process: chromatin organization; regulation of double-strand break repair.